AUGCUGCACCGCCAAACCAAAGACACAGUAAGAGCUACUCUGGGAAGCCUUCUUCAGAAGAAGCAGCCACUCUUAAUCCUAUUAGCUGUUCUCCUGCCAGCUGGGACUAUAGCAGAGGAAAUCAUUGGAGGUCAUGAAGCACAGCCUCAUUCACAUCCAUACAUGGCACUUGUUGAGUUAACUCUUAAUGGCACGGAGGAACAGUGUGGUGGUUUCUUGGUGGAGGAAGAUAUUGUCCUGACAGCAGCUCACUGCUGGGGAAGCCCCAUGAGUGUCAUCUUGGGGGCCCAUGAUAUUGUGUUGCAAGAAAAUACACAGCAGGAAAUUCCUGUAAAAAAAGCCAUCCGCCACCCUGAUCAUAACAAUGUGCCUCAGAGCAAUGACAUCAUGAUACUACAGCUGAACACAAAGGCCAAACUGACUGCAGCUGUGGGCCUGCUUCCCCUGCCUGGAGAAAGUGACCAUGUGAGGCCUGGGCAGGUGUGCAGUGUGGCUGGCUGGGGCUGGAUCUCUGAGAAUAAUCAAACAAGCAAGCUGCAUGAGGUAGAUCUUACCGUUCAGGAGGACAUCCAGUGUGAGAGCCGCUACUUGAAUUAUAACAGGACCAUUCAGUUGUGCGUGGGAGACCCCCAGAAAAAGAUGUGUACCUUUAAGGGAGACUCUGGAGGCCCCUUGGUAUGCAAAAAUGUAGCCCAGGGCAUUAUCUCCUAUGGAAAUACAAUAGGAACUCCCCCACGUGUCUCCACCAAAAUCUCCAGUUUCUUACCCUGGAUAAAGAAAACAAUAAAAGGCCUCCAACUUGAAGAAUCACCCUGA
Molecule: messenger RNA, 816 nt
Organism: Elephantulus edwardii (Cape elephant shrew)
Lineage: Eukaryota; Metazoa; Chordata; Mammalia; Macroscelidea; Macroscelididae
Product: granzyme H-like
Exons: 6
Coding region: 1-816 (271 amino acids)
Biological process (GO): proteolysis
Cellular component (GO): intracellular membrane-bounded organelle; cytoplasm
Molecular function (GO): serine-type endopeptidase activity
Source: RefSeq, a predicted model, not a curated record